AUGUAUCCAGAAAUAUUGAAUGAGAAGGAAAAUGUAUAAUUAGAAUUUAGAGAGAGAGAGAGAGGAGCAAGAGGAGAGAGAGAGAGCAAUAUAUAUAUAUAUAUAUAUAUAUGAAUAUAAAUAUAAAUAUGUAACAGAGAGAUAUAUGGAGAGAAGAGGGAGGAGGGCACAUUAUUACUUUCUUUUUUUUUUUUUUUUUUGGUCUAUGAUGCACGCAUCCAUGACAGAAUAGAGGAGGGGGUACAGAGAGAAAGAGUAGAAGAGGAGAGAGAGAAAGCAGAGGAUAUGGAGGUGAAAUGGUGAUGGAGAAAGGAAUAGAUAUGGAACUCAAAAGGAAGAGAAAAAGCUGGAGGGGUUUGAAAUAGUGGCAGCAUAUGUUUUUUUGGUGAAAUGGGUGUGGCUUUGUUUCUCUUGUCUUGGAGGAGAUUCAUGGCGUUUUGUAAUAAGGAAUAUGAUUGGUGGGACUGAAGCCACCGAGCCCACCUUUUUGGUCUACAAUCUUGGGGGGUUUUUUCUCUGAUAUUUCAAGAACAUUUAAUUUUUUCUGUGAUUUUGUUUUGUCUUUUUUUAGAUGAGAGGUAUACCCUUUAAUUUUCAGGGGCAGGGAGUGUUGGAGAAGUGGAAAGAAGAAGAGGUUCUUAGCUUUCUGAGCAACGAACCCACCUCUGUUUUGGAUACGCGAAGAAGCCCAAGCCCUCCGACAUCGACAUCCACAUCGACGCUGGCUUCGUCUUUCGCCGGAGGAGGAGGAAGUACUGGUAGUGUUGGUGUUGGUGGUGGUGGUUCGGCCGACAACACACCCGGCGUGGCAGCAGGGCCGCUGGUUUCUGACAACUGUCUUCAAAAAUGGCCUGUUUCUUUGCCGCUGGAGACCAACCCACCUGAUCCCGGCGGCGUUUGUGGUGGUGGUAGCCGGAAGGACGAGUGGGCGGCGGAGCUCCAGCCCAUAACGAGUGGACUGGUGGAGCUUGUUGCCGGCGGAGCCGGAGAAGAGAGAUGUGGUGGUCUUGGUCUUGGGCUGGAGGAUUGGGAGAGCAUGUUAUCGGAAUCGGCAGCCGCUUCGCCGGGCCAUGAGCAGUCGCUUCUCGGAUGGAUCUCCGGCGACGUCGAUGACCCGUCAUUCGGUCUGAAACAUCUCUUGCAGAGUGGAGGAAAUCCUCUGGAGUUUGACGGCAAUGCCGGGAUGGGAAUGCUCUAUCACAGCGGUGCCGUGUUUGAAGCUUCAGGCGCUCCGGCCACUGGUAAUCUGAUCACAACCUUGAAUCCGUCUUUUUUAGGUAUCGGUGGUUCUGGGUUUUCUGCAAAUAAUAACAACAAUGGAAAGAUUGCUUCAAUCGCACAGAACCUCUCCACAGGGGUUGUUAAUUACAAAGCUUCUACUGUUGGGUUGAACAAUAACUAUAAUCCCCAAAAUCCCGUUUUCUCAGGAUCACUCAACAACCUUCCUUUACCGGUUUCGUUAUCUCCUGGUAUGAUUUAUCAGCAGCAACAGCAACAGCAACAGCUGGAAACCCCUGAAGAAAAGCCUCAGAUUUUCAAUGCACAACCGGCAAUUAAUCACCAUCAACGGUCCCAAAAUCCUAACUAUUUUCCGGUACCGCCCUACACCCAACAAGACCAGCACCACCUCCUUCAGCCGCCUCAAGCCAAGCGGCACAACCCUGGCGGUCUGGACCCGAACUCUCAGAUGCCAAAAGUCCCUUUUGCUGAUCUGGGUCAUGAGUUUUUACUCAGAAGACAGCAGCAGCAGCCACUGUGUUUCACUAACCAGCUGCAAUUGCUUCCACAACAUCAGCUUCAGCAGAAGCCGUUGAUGUUGAGCAAGCAGAAGAUGGUGGGAGGCGGGGAAGAAAUGGCGCCCCAAUCCCAUCACCAGCAGCAGCAGCAGCAGCAGCAGCAACAACAACAGGCUUUGCUGGACCAGCUCUGCAAGGCAGCAGAGCUGGUAGGCACUGGGAAUUUCUCAAUCGCGCAAGGGAUAUUGGCGCGGCUCAAUCAUCAGCUCUCCCCGGAAGGAAAGCCGUUUCAGAGGGCUGCUUUCUACUUCAAGGAGGCUUUGCAACUGAUCCUUAUGAAUAACAACCCAGCCGCCUCCCCUCCACUAAGGAGUCCCACACCAUUUGACGUCAUCUUCAAGAUGGGUGCUUACAAGGAGCUUCCUGUGAGGAAUAGGGGUGCCCCAUCAUUGAAAAUUACAGCCCUUGCCUCUCCUUCCACCACCCACCAUCCCCUGGAGCUCAAGCUUUUGCGUGAAAAUCUAACACUAUUUGCUGAUGAAAUUGGAAUUGCCUUUGAGCUUCAAGUGGUGAACUUUGAUUCCUUCGACCCCGUUUCCUACUCAAUGCCUUAUUUUCGAACCUCUGAAAAUGAGGCAAUUGUGGUGAAUUUCCCUAUCUGGUCCUCUUCCAAUCACCCGGCUGCCCUGCCCUUGCUCCUGCGUUUUAUAAAGCAGCUCUCACCUAAGCUUAUGGUCUCUUUGGAUAGAGGUUGUGAUCGAGGUGACCUCCCAUUGCAGCAACAUCUCCUGCAUGGCAUCCAAUCCUACACCAACCUCUUGGAAUCUCUUGAUGCUACUAAUGCGAUGACAGACACUGUAAGCAAAAUUGAGAGGUUCCUCUUCCAGCCGAGGAUAGAAAGCACUACUCUGGGUCGACUCCGUUCCCCCGACAAAAUGCCUCCUUGGAAAACACUCUUUGCCUCAGCUGGAUUCACACCUGUAUCCUUCAGUAACUUCACCGAAAGUCAAGCAGAUUGUGUGGUGAAGAGGACACUUGUGAGGGGAUUUCAUGUUGAGAAGCGUCAGGCAUUGCUCAUUCUCUGCUGGCAGAAUCGGGAGCUCAUCUCGGCUUCUGCUUGGAGGUGCUGAGGAUCAGCAAUUUGGCAGGCAGGAGAGUCUCGGAGCGGUUCACUUUUCUCUAUAGAGGUGCCGACUUAUUUUCUUUGAUAUUAAAUCAAUAAAUCUCUAACUAUGGAGCUGGCACCUGUUUUGUGACCUAAUUCUUGUGAAUGCUCUUGCUUGUGAAUCUCCUUUGCUUGUCAUCUAUCUCAACUAGAUAGACUGGUUUCCUAGUAAAACAAAACAUUUAACUAGAAUUUGAGUAGUCUUCUUUCAUUAAUCUUUUUCUUGAACAUGGGUAUCGAUAUAUGUGUUUUAUUGUUUUAAUGAUGAUGAGAGGCCAAACUUUCAUCUGGUUAAGGUGGUGAUAUUUUGUUGUAUAUUUGUUCACAAAGGAGAAUCAGCAAUGGAAAAUGAACUUAACCUGCCAGAA
This is a messenger RNA of Vitis vinifera (wine grape), 3269 nucleotides long. RefSeq names its product scarecrow-like protein 22. The transcript has 2 exons. The record is from RefSeq and is a predicted model, not a curated record. Gene Ontology annotation, molecular function: sequence-specific DNA binding; DNA-binding transcription factor activity. NCBI's taxonomy places the organism in Eukaryota, Viridiplantae, Streptophyta, Magnoliopsida, Vitales, Vitaceae. Gene Ontology annotation, cellular component: nucleus. Gene Ontology annotation, biological process: regulation of DNA-templated transcription. Bases 572 to 2866 code for a protein of 764 amino acids.